GGAAGAAGGAGUGGGAAGAGUUUGAGUUUUCAGGGAAGGACUCGGUGAGUCUGAAUUCUCAGGGAAGGACUUUUCCGAUGACGAUCAUCGUUGAUCAACCUCAGUUCGAAAAUGAUGGUGAGGAGCAGAAGCCAAAUAAUGGGGAGGAAUCAGGAUUGGUGUUGGAUGGUGGAUUUUGUAUUCCCAACACCAAUUCUUUUGGCCACAAUUUUAGGGAUUACAAGAUAGAAAGUGAAAGACAAAAGGGGGUGGAGAAUUUUUACCGUACAAAUCACAUCAAUCAAACUGUUGAUUUUGUCAAAAGGAUGAGAGAGGAAUAUGGGAAAUUGGACAAGGUCGAAAUGAGCAUCUGGGAAUGUUGCGAACUCCUGAACCAGGUUGUCGAUGAGAGCGAUCCUGACUUGGAUGAACCCCAAAUUGAGCACUUGCUGCAGACUGCUGAGGCCAUAAGAAAAGACUAUCCUAACCAAGAUUGGCUUCACUUGACUGCCUUAAUCCAUGAUCUUGGAAAGGUUUUGCUUCAUCCGAGUUUUGGAGAACUUCCUCAAUGGGCAGUUGUUGGAGAUACGUUUCCAGUAGGAUGUGCUUUUGACAAAUCAAUUGUUCACAGCAAGUACUUCAUGGAAAACCCAGACUACAACAACUCCAAUUACAAUACAAAAUGUGGAAUCUACUUAGAACGUUGCGGACUCGACAACGUUAUGAUGUCAUGGGGGCAUGAUGAUUACAUGUACUUGGUGGCAAAAGAGAACGGGACAAGUCUUCCGUCAGCUGGUCUCUUUAUUAUAAGAUACCAUUCGUUCUACGCGUUGCAUAGAUCUGAAGCAUAUAAGCAUUUGAUGAACGAGGAAGACGUUGAGAAUCUAAAGUGGCUUCAAAUAUUCAACAAGUACGACCUCUACAGCAAGAGCAAAGUUCGGGUUGAUGUUGAGAACGUGAAACCGUACUAUCAGUCUCUAAUUGAUAAGUAUUUCCCUGCAAAACUGAGGUGGUGAGGCGAUAAUUAAGAAGUUCAUUUCCAGCUAAUUACAAUGUCAUAAGCAUAAAUAAAAAGCUGCUUAUGAGAGCAUAAAACAAAACUGAAAUGUUGAAACACAGUUGACGUUUAUGCAGUUAUAUGUUGGUUUGUAAGCAGUA
Messenger RNA from Cynara cardunculus var. scolymus (artichoke), 1137 nucleotides. Its product is annotated as inositol oxygenase 1-like. Gene Ontology annotation, biological process: inositol catabolic process. The record is from RefSeq and is a predicted model, not a curated record. Gene Ontology annotation, cellular component: cytoplasm. NCBI's taxonomy places the organism in Eukaryota, Viridiplantae, Streptophyta, Magnoliopsida, Asterales, Asteraceae. The transcript is spliced from 11 exons. The coding region runs from base 78 to 995 and encodes 305 amino acids. Gene Ontology annotation, molecular function: iron ion binding; inositol oxygenase activity.